Strigops habroptila (Kakapo) is the source of this 3078-nucleotide messenger RNA. RefSeq names its product nescient helix-loop-helix 1 (gene NHLH1). NCBI's taxonomy places the organism in Eukaryota, Metazoa, Chordata, Aves, Psittaciformes, Psittacidae. The record is from RefSeq and is a predicted model, not a curated record. Gene Ontology annotation, molecular function: protein dimerization activity; RNA polymerase II cis-regulatory region sequence-specific DNA binding; DNA-binding transcription factor activity, RNA polymerase II-specific. The transcript has 2 exons. The coding region runs from base 523 to 927 and encodes 134 amino acids. Gene Ontology annotation, biological process: regulation of transcription by RNA polymerase II.
GCGCACGCAGGGAAACUUUCUGCCUCCUCAAUGGAUGGAUGAGCCAAGCGGUUCCUCCCUCCCUGGAUUACCUGAGCUUCAUCCUAGAAGAGAAAAGCUGGAGCCUGGGAAUGGUCAUUGGCUUGGGGAGCACACAGGAGUCCAGCUCUGACACCUGACAGCUCCAAAACUGGGUCCUGCCACGGCUGCAAGGGAAGAGCCCACGACCUCUGAGCACAUACAGGGGAUAUUUCCUUAUCUAUCUAUUUAUUUUAUAUGCAUCUUGCCAUCCUUCACGCCUUAUUUAUAGUGAAAGUUGUUGCCCACCCAUUGAGUUUUCCAGGGAAAAGGGGAAACCUCAAAAUUCCCUUGCGGAGACUGUGUGUGAUGAGGAUGAAGAGGAGGAGAAUAACCAGGAGCUUGCUGUAGGCGGGAGACCUUCUCUUUAAAGUAGAGCAGUUCUGCUUCAACAUCGUGCUUGGGUCAGUCUGUCCUCCUGACAUAUCCCUGAAGCAUCCGUCUGUCUACCCUUCUUCUGCAAAGAUGAUGCUCAAUUCGGACCAGACAGAGAUUGACCUGCCCCCGACACACUCCGAGUCCGAGUCCGUCUUCAGCGACUGCGGUGGUGUCCACACGGGCAGCGUGGAGGAUGCCGGCACUGUCGGCUUGUGCGCUCAGUCCCGGGUGGCCGAGCCAGGAGAAGCUGUGAAGAAGGAUCUGCAGCACCUGAGCCGGGAGGAACGUCGGCGCCGGCGCCGUGCCACAGCCAAGUACCGGACAGCCCACGCCACGCGGGAGCGCAUCCGCGUCGAGGCCUUCAACAUGGCCUUUGCCGAGCUGCGGAAGCUGCUGCCCACCCUCCCACCAGACAAGAAGCUCUCCAAGAUCGAGAUCCUGCGCCUGGCCAUUUGCUACAUCUCCUACCUGAACCAUGUGCUGGACGUCUGAGCCGCCCAGCCUCUGUCCGUCUGUCUGUCUGCACAUCUCCUACCUGAACAUGUUCUGGGCAUCCGAGCCAAGACCUCAAGUCCGUCUGUCCACCUACGACCUGAACCACGUGUUAGGCAUCCAAAAUGCUGUGCCUGUGUUCAUCCGUCUGUUCAAAUGGACCAAGCCCCCAGCUGUCUGCUCUACCCCCUGUCUGAACUAUGUCCUGUAUUUCCCCGCCACCAAGCCCAAGUCCGUCUGUCUUUCCAUCCUGCUUGAGUCAGGCUGGAUGUUUGGUCCAUCAGCCAUCUGUCUGUCCUGCUGGAUCUGCUGCCUGAAGCCUGUGCUGGCUGUGUAUGCUUCCAACUUCUGUCCAUCCUUCUGCUGCACAUCCCACUAAUGCUGCCUACUGGAUCCUGAGUCCAUCAGUCUGUCCGCCCCAUCUGCUCCCCGACCAACACACAGCAGGAGCCACUGAGCCCAAGUCUGUCUGUGUGUCACCUCUUUAAUACGAGCCUCAAAGAAAUAGAUCUGUGAAACACUGCCGCACCAAGCAGCCCCGGGGGCUUGUCCAUCUGUCUGUCUGCGCCUUCUGCCACCAGCCACCCCACCAGCACAGCCAGUGUGGGCAUUUUGUCUGUUCGCUGCUGUUCUGCCCCUGGGCAUCGUGCUGGGCAUGUAAAGGACCACAUCAGGACGAUCCAGGACGAUCAGACUGGGCCCAGGAGCACCCUCGGGCGCAGAGCAGCUCCCUGGCUUUUCACACCCCUAAAGGAAGCACAAAGUGUGGUGCAGAUCUGGCAGGACCUGGCCACACUUUCCACGGAUGACAGUGGUGGUUUCCCCUUGAGAAGGAGCACAGAAGGGUGCUUGUUGUGCUGCCUGCGAGGUGUCGGCACAGCUGCCGGCUCAGCUCCCAUUCCAGGCUGGAGCAGCACCCAGGGGCUCUCCAAGCCCCUCUGUUGCACAUGGGGUCUCCCCAAAGCUCAGCACUCUGCUCCCCAGAUCCAUGCAUCCCAAGCUUUGCUGCCCAACCUUCUUUUGCACUAGUGCAUAGUGAGUGUGAAGCCUCCCUGGUCUGGUCUGUAGCACCAACAGACACAACCACCCCAGGGCACCAGCACUUCAUCCCUCCCUACUCUUCCUCUGUCUCCCCUUUGGUGUUCCUGGUGAAAAAGGCUUGGGGGGCAGGGGGUCACAAGCGUGGCAUGUGCCCCAGCACAGGGGACACCAGCACCCACCUCUGUUCGCAUGUAAAGAGGCUUCACCCUGGGGUGCCACGGCCCCCCCCAUUUACACCAGUAUGACACUGGUGCAGCGUGACCUUCCACAGCACGUGCUGUGCUGGGGUAAACUGCACUUUACCUGCGGCUGGCAGGGCGGUGAGGUUGGAGAAGGGAGGAAGGAGGCACAGCCCCAUUCCCAGCUUCCAGCAGCUGGGGUUCACCCCGAUCCUCCCAAACGUGGAUCAGCACUGUGGGAGCGGGAAGGGAAAGCAGAGCCAAGCAGCCUUUUCUCCAGCAAGGGCAGGCUGAGGCUGAGGAAAGCUCAUUGCAGAAGUGAAUGUUUUGCCUUGCUUUGAUGGAGGUUUGGUUGGUUUAAGAGUUCAUUUUGCACUGGCAGUGGCAAGACCUCCUGGCUCUAUCCCACCCGGUCUCUGCUGCCAGCUCCCAGUGCCACCUCACUCUGUACCUCAUUCCCCCCUCCCCAUAAAAGUAGGGAAUAAUCGCUACCUCUGUCUCACAAGGACUCAUCAGUGAAUGGGGGAUCCCAGAGGGAUCAAGCAGCACAUCCCAGAGCUGGCUCCCCCAUUCCUGCACCGCGGGGCAGUGGCCAAGCAAACCCAGAGCAGGGCAGCCCACCCUUCCCCUCCACUCACCAGCCACGUCUCUGUACCACAAGGAUAUUUAUUGAAUUAAUUUAUUGAUAAAUGUUAUUAUUAUUUAUUUGCUGUGUUGUGCACUUUGGGGAAAGGGAAACUAGAAAACAAAACAAGAAAACAAACCCAGAAUGACCACGGUGGAAAACCAGCCAAGCCACCCUCAUCCGUGGUGUGCCCCAGCAUCUGUUUGUCUUGGCUGUUCAGACUGUGCAAGGAUUUCGUAUUUAUGAGUUCACAAGGAAGUUGGGAACGGGGAAAUGAAUUAAACUGCCAGCAAAAGAGGGAUCUUG